AAAUGACAGCAAGUGAUAAAUAAUAUAAAGUGUUAACAAUAUAUCAAUUUUAUAUUUGAGAUACGUUAGAGAUAAUAUAAUAUAUUAUUAUUAAUCUUAAUGACAAAGAUUGUUCUGACAAUAAUAAGGAGAUGUGAAGAAUAGUUGAAGUAGGUUUUUAUAUGAAAUGUUCUGUGAGGAUUAUUGAUAUGAUUGCGGGGUGCUCCGCUCGAGCGAGAUCCGUCGCCAUGGAAACCGGGGGCCUGCCGCUGGUUUCCACCUUUGCCUUGUUGACCAUCGUCGCAGGCCAGCUGCAAGUAUCGGGGUAUAAUGAAAAGGAGCCGGAGUUCCUGUCACCCUUGGAAAAUUUAACGGUAGCACAGGGCAGGGAGGUGUACUUCACAUGUACUGUUAACAGGCUGGGCAAGUAUAAAGUGGCGUGGAUAAAGUCAGACACAAAGACAAUCUUAGCGAUACACACCCACAUGGUGACGCUGAACCCACGGUUAUCCGUCACUCAUAACGGUCACAACACCUGGAAGCUGUACAUCAGCAAUGUGGAUCCGGAGGACUCUGGCACCUACAUGUGUCAAGUUAACACGGACCCUAUGAUGAGUCAAAUGGGUCACUUGUCUGUGGUGAUUCCCCCGGACAUCACAGACGACGGCGGCUCCGAGGCGAGCGCGCUAGAGGGCGGCGCGGUGGAGCUGCGCUGCACGGCCACCGGGGUGCCGGAACCGACCAUAUCGUGGAAGCGUACGGGAGGGCGCAACAUUGUGUUUAGGGACGACAAUGGGAAGCAGAUCAAAGUAAUAGACGUCUUCAAGGGGUCGACGCUGGCGCUGAAGGGGCUGCAGCGCAGCGAUAUAGGCACGUACCUCUGCAUCGCAGCCAACUCCGUCCCGCCCACGAAGAGUCGCCGCUACGAGGUCUCUGUGCAUUUUAAGCCGAGCGUGGAAGUGGAACUUCCAGUUGUGAUGCGGGCUGCCGACAAACAAGUGACGCUGCAGUGCCACGUCGAGGCCUCGCCCAAGUCGCUCAACACUUGGCAGCGGGACAACUCGCCAAUCGGUGGCAAGCUAAUGAACAGUUCGAAGUAUAUAAUAUCGGAGGAGAUCAUAAGCGAGUACGCGCUGCGGAUGAACCUGACUGUUACGCGGCUCAAAAAGGGCGACUUCGGCGAAUACUCGUGCGCCGCUGCUAACGCGUUCGGGCGUGCUGAGGGCGUCAUCACUCUCAAAGAAACGCCGCAGCGUACGACUACAAAAACUACGACAACAACAACUACGACAACGCCAACAUCAGCGCCGACCACAUCCGCGAGCACGACGACGCGGCAGCCCAAGCGACACCACAAGAACCAGAACGUCAUCGUCGACGAUAUGCGCCAGGCGGACCUAGGCAACGCUAUCAAUUUAUACAACACCAACGCGUACGCCCCGCCCAACGACUCGCACAACGAACACGCUCAGAGGACAGAGAGGAAGAAAGCUCGUCCCUCCGGCCCUCCAUACGUUCUGUACAACAGCGAAACCACGCGUUUGAAGCCCUCACUCGCGCUUGCGCUACUUAUCAAACUAUUUGUAUAAAAUUAAAUACCUUAGCAGCAGCUUAGUGAUAAAAUAUGGCUGUUGAAUUUUGUAUUACAUAUUUUGAGGUUGUUAGAAUGUUUGCCCAUUAACAUCGUUAUUUAGACGUUAUCGGUCAGGCCUAAUGUUAAAUGCCUUGAUUGUAAAUGAAGACAAUAAAUAAUGCGAGGUCGAA
Cydia strobilella is the source of this 1743-nucleotide messenger RNA. RefSeq names its product lachesin-like. Gene Ontology annotation, cellular component: neuron projection. The record is from RefSeq and is a predicted model, not a curated record. The transcript is spliced from 8 exons. The coding region runs from base 162 to 1568 and encodes 468 amino acids. Lineage: Eukaryota; Metazoa; Arthropoda; Insecta; Lepidoptera; Tortricidae.